This is a messenger RNA of Aspergillus luchuensis, 390 nucleotides long. RefSeq lists its product as uncharacterized. The transcript has a single exon. Lineage: Eukaryota; Fungi; Ascomycota; Eurotiomycetes; Eurotiales; Aspergillaceae. The record is from RefSeq and is a predicted model, not a curated record. Bases 1 to 390 code for a protein of 129 amino acids.
AUGUGCAGCAGUCUGAAACCACAGCGGUUGCGAGUGGAGCAAGUAAUUGUGCUCUUGCUGUUCUGGGUGGCGGUACGGAAAUAUGCUGGUUCAAGAAAAGAGUAUUGGAAGACCGCAACGGUUGCCCAGUCGCACUCUAGUUGGAUGAGAAUGUGGCCGCCAUAUGUCUCCGAAAAAUCAGACAGUUCCGCACUGCAUGCAAUCUUUGAGCUGCGGCGCUCCAUCAAUAGCCAUGGCGUGGUAUAUCGGGCCAACGACUCUGGCGGGUUCCCCGGUGGUCACGAUGUUGCCCUGGGAUUUCAAAGUGGCACAGGCACUUUGAAACCCGAUGCUCCCUAUUGUUGGUGGCUUGAGAUGUAUGAUGUGGUAGCGAUAUCGCCUUCGAGAUGA